AUGUAUGGGAACGUGCGCAGCUCACAGUCGGAUUGGGAGAACGUUUGGCAUCGGGAGACGCAUUCGCGUUGCCGGGACAAGCUGAUCCGGCAGCUCUACUGGGCCUGCGAGAAGGACAUCUACCGACUGACGCGGCGCAACCGGAAGAGGGGCGGCGACGAGGCGUGGCUGAAGAGCAGCUCCAAUCCUGCUGUGGGCGGUGCCGCCUCUACCUGGCUGCACGUGAACUAUGCGAACAUGUUGCUGCGCAGCAGACGCUCCGAUGCGCCCUCCAUUACCAACGAGUGCUGCACCAAGACCGGCUGCACCUGGGAGGAGUACGCCGAGUACUGCCCCUCGAACAAGCGCCGCAAUCACUACUGAGUGCGCCCGAUUGCGCUCCCCAAUAU
Drosophila arizonae is the source of this 389-nucleotide messenger RNA. It is a transcript of the gene Ilp7, whose product is annotated as Insulin-like peptide 7. The record is from RefSeq and is a predicted model, not a curated record. NCBI's taxonomy places the organism in Eukaryota, Metazoa, Arthropoda, Insecta, Diptera, Drosophilidae.